UUGCCCAACCUCAGGCUCGUUGGAAUUAGUGACUGCUUACCAUCCGACAUACGUGUCUUUACCUCGGACCGAUCUUUAAUCUAUGCAGCCGCAGGCAAUACAAUCUAUGCUUUCCGAGGUCUUCGGCAUGUACUUUACUGCCUUGAGGCGCACACAAGCCCAAUUGUUGAGCUUUUGGCAUUCUCUGACGCUUUCCUUGCCUCUUACGAUGAGUCUGGGACUCUCAUAGUUUGGAAUUUAAAAACCCGAACGGAAAUUAGACGAGAAGAGUUCUCCACUGACACCUUUGUUGUCUCUGCAAUGCUUCACCCUUCAUUCUACCAGAACAAGCUGCUACUCGGCAGUCUUAACGGUCCAUUGAAACUAUGGAAUGCUGUUACUGGAAAGUCGAUCUACUGGUUUAAAGGAUUUGACGCUGCCGUAACUUGUCUGGCUCAAUCGCCGGCCAAAGAUGUAUGCGCUAUCGGUUUGAACGAUGGACGUAUAAUUUUGCACAACUUGCGAUAUGAUGUUUCACUGGUCGGUGUCGCUCAGGAUGGCGGAGCCAUCACCUCCAUUGAUUUUCGUUCCGCGGAGAACAUCCAAACACUGGGAUAUGGCUUUAUCCGCACAGGCUUCAAACUUUUGUCAAGUCCAUUGCCCGAGAAAAGACAAACCUAG
Molecule: messenger RNA, 660 nt
Organism: Dibothriocephalus latus
Lineage: Eukaryota; Metazoa; Platyhelminthes; Cestoda; Diphyllobothriidea; Diphyllobothriidae
Source: the annotation of a GenBank genome assembly